AUGCAACAAGCAGUUCAAUUUCAACUUUCUGUUCAAAAAUCUCUCGUCCCCGGAGACGUCAUUCUUUCAAACCACUCCGAAGCAGGAGGAAGUCAUUUGCCAGAUUUAACGGUCAUUACUCCAGUUUUUAUCGAUUCAGAUAACAAGCCAAGCUUUUUCAUUGCCAACAGAGGUCACCAUGCUGAUAUUGGUGGGCUUACUCCAGGUUCUAUGCCGCCAAUGUCGACGAGUAUUAAUGAAGAAGGCGCGAUUUUUAGGUCCUUCAAAAUCGUCUCAGCUGGCGACUUCCAAGAGUCUGCCCUGAUCGCCCACCUCAACGAGCCCGCAAAACACCCAGGCUGCACCGGAACACAAAAUCUAUCCGACAACCUGGCCGACCUUCACGCUCAAAUUGCCGCCAAUGUCCGUGGCAGUCAACUUGUAAAGGAACUCAUCGAAGAAUACUCUUUCCCGAGAGUGUUGAAGUACAUGAAUUAG
Molecule: messenger RNA, 477 nt
Organism: Oikopleura dioica
Lineage: Eukaryota; Metazoa; Chordata; Appendicularia; Copelata; Oikopleuridae
Source: the annotation of a GenBank genome assembly